GGAAUUUGGGUUUGCCUCUUUCCAAAAUACUUACGUGCUAUACUCAUUCUUUAAAAAUCGGAUAGUUUCCUAAACAGGGAUCAUAAUUGGUAGUGCAGGAAUUCUGUUACUGAAAAAUAAAUACUGCGUGUCACAGUACUGAUGUUUCCUUUAUCUACUAAUCUCUCCUCAGGUGUGUAUUGUCAUGUCAGUUGGUUUAUCCAGUCCUUCCUUUCUUUUCCAUUAAAUCAUUUCCUACUAAAAUUUCAUGCUACAUUCUUCCUGAUUCCAUACAGAUUAGCCAAUCGAAAUCCAAGUCCUUUCCACCUCAGCUGAUUUUGUUCAUUGUCUACUGUCAGUAUCGAAUCAUUACUAAAAAUUAAGACUUACCUCAUAACCAGCUUAACCCUUUGUUUAGCUCCAAUCUUAUGGAGCGUUCCUUAUUCCUGAGUAUAUGGGAGUUACUGCAAUUUAAUUCCGUUACUAUAUUCAACCAGCAUUUUGACAACUCAACAGCAAAGGAAAAUUGUUUUACUCUUUCCUUCCUCUCUGACUUCCCUACAUUAACAAGGUUGCUUUUUUAAAAGCCCUGAUCCUGAAAUUGAACACUGUUUUAUUUUAAAGCCGCAUAGAUGUAAGUGCUUCAUCUUUGGACAAAUUAUAAUGUGUGCAUAAACAAGAUGUAGUAUACAAAAAUAAUUACUAUUAUGGGUAAAUAUUAGUAGCAUUGCCUGUGAUAUUUAUUAAAGCCUUGUCUGUGAUCCAAAGAAAAUAAGAGGAAGGGUAUCAAUUAUGUGAGCUGUCAUUGUUUGCUACAUACAUCUUUGCAAUAAAUUCAUAGCCGAGAAGCUCAAUAGCCUUAUGUAUACCUAAAUAUAUUUGUUCAUGUGCUGUCGCCUGCUUGUGACUCUACCACUUAGUAACUUUGUUAAUGUUUAGAGUUGGAUAGUCCAGCACAUUACUGACUUACAGUCCUAUUUAACAUUUAUUUUUAAUUCUUGGUGAAGCAGUUAUGUAAAAAUGUAGUCAUGCAUUUCUUUUUUAUUGUUUGAUGUCUUAUAUACAUUUUAUCUGAGGGCCCUAGGAUAUUGCAAAAGGUAGUUACAGCACAGUAACUCAAAUGGUUCUAGAUCUAGAUGUUGACUGAAGUGAGUUUAGUGUGAGAGACACACAUUUAAUUUGAAUAACUUCACUGCCCAGAAGUAUCAAACUCAGGUGGUGUUUCUCUUUUUUUUUAAUUUAUGUGUUAGAGUAUGUAGAGUAUUGGUGAAAUCUGAGAAAUUAAUGUUAAGUGCUUGUAUCUACUGGAGGAGUAGUUAAGAUUUUGUUUAAAAUAUGUUUUAUAUUACUUCAUGCAUAAUCUGCUGGGUUGGCCAUGCUGGAGAUUUAACACCUUUUUAUCUGCAGAACAGGUAUUGCAGGCUUUGCCUCUCUAAGAGGUCUCAACCAUUAUCUGAAAAGACAGCAUUUAGGAGUGUGACUCAUAAACAGGGACAACUUCUUUGAGCCUACAGAGCUGACAUGUCCUGGGAGCAGUUCCUGUACAUUCAUGGUUUCUGCUUCAUCAUUUUGAAGCAAACCAAGCAGGUUCCAGUUUGUGUUGAAGUACUAGGCUGGAGUUACCCGUACAGGCAGGGGGUAAUGGGCCUGCUUGAGGGCAGUAAAAUCAAGAAGCAUCUCUCUUCAUGAGCCCAGGUCCAUAGUCUUCUGUGUACAUACUGGUUUAGAAUGAGUUAAAGUCAUUGUAUUUUGAAUCAUCCACUACUACUCCUGUCAAGUCUACCAGUGGAAGUCACAGAAGCCAAUCAUGAUACCAGUUUUGUCUCAUGGAUAAUUACCUGUGAGAGAUACUUUGUAAGGGUGAGAUAUAACAGAAUGUAACAGUGCAUAUUUAAAGCACAGUGGUUCAACUGUAUGUUGUUUUUGUGCAUGCCAAAUUAUCCUUACAGAAGAAAUAUUUUUGUGAGGGAAAUAAAGGAGAGUGCUGCUCGGUCACGCUGGAGGGCAACUUGAAGGAGUUUCCUUCCUUUUGAAGGAAGGUUUGCAAUUUCAAGACUUUUUACAUCUUCCCCCAGCAAUACCUUUGGAAGUUUUUGUUUCUAGGGAGUUUCCAUUCUGUCGUAAGGUUUCAUAGAUAUUCUGCAGAUCAGGUAUGCACAAAGCAUGCACUGUAGGCUAUUCUGGACAAAAUUUCUAAUGCAUGGUUGACUGUGUUGGGGAGAGCUGGACCUGACAGUCCAUCAGCAGCUGGAUAGUCCCUUCCACUCUUCUGUUCCUAAGCGCGUUUGUGAUGCAGAUAGUUGUCCAGUGACCUGGAAUGAGUCAGCCUAUUCAUUUCUGACAAACAGCCUUCAGAUAGUAAUGUCUUUUCAUUACUAAAAUGAGCAAAAUCAUGGCAGAGAUAUGAAAGGCUUGCAUCCCUUCACCAAUUCCCUUCAACCAUUUGAUUCUGUAUGCAUAAAAGCAUUGUAAUUUGUGUGUAUGUGCAUGGAUACAUGCAGGCAUGUGCGUGAGAACUCACAGAAAGCAUGUAAGAGUUGUAUCAGAAGAAAAGGAGCCAUCUUCCUAAGUAGAGUACUACUGAUCAUUGAUCAUAAACGGUAGCUUCUUAAAUAUAGAGAGCAUGAUGGAGGAAUGGGAGUUUCUGCACCCCUCAACAUGCACAAAUAGGCUUUUUGUUUGAUUAUUGUACUUCACAGGUUCCUUUCAAACAUAUAUUUGCAAAAUUAAUUUUAACAUGUUGCCUGUAUUUGAAAGCCAAGAUGAAAGGAAAAGAAAUAAACUUUGUUUGUUAGAAACAAAACUCAGUAAUUUCCUUUUUUUUGCCUAAAUUGUGCAAAUAAAUGUUUUUAUUUCUACAAGUUAUUUUUUUCAGAGUUACUUUUAAAGGAAAUUAAAAGAUCCUUCAGGUAUGUUUAACACUGGUGUUAUUCUCAAAGUCAGAUUACACAGCUGUGCUUGCCUGCUAUCUUUGAGGCUGGUGGGAAAAUACAGAAAUUAUUAGUGAUACCAGUGGACCUCUUUCCUACAGAUGUUAAUCACCUGCUUUAACAUUGGGAAUAAUUAUUGUCUCAUAAAUUACAGAUAAUACCUUUGACUACUACUAUGUUUCUACCUCCAUUACAAUAUGAUCCGUUUUUUUAAUAUCUAUUCUGGAUAAGAGCAUUUGUGAAGACUAAAAAAAAAAAAAUUGGUCUAAAGUAUUUUCAUAUGAAAAACGAUCCAGGCCCUUCAUAAGAAUCCAUGCACAUGCAAUAGUCAUAACAUCAGAAAAGGAUUAACCAUGUAGAAGAUUAGGUUAAUAAAGGAAUAAUUAGGAUUAGGGGCCAAUCCUGCAAUAGGAUCCAUACAUAUAAACUUUCCACUUUUUUUUUUUUUUUUUCUGUUGUAUAUUACUUAACAGUAACUCAAAGUACAACAGUUCUGUCAGUUCUUCUGGGUUAGUUUUACUCUCCUCCCACUCUCAUAUCCCAGUUGAAUAUCUGCAGACAUUAAGCCUCAGAUUGUCACUCUUCUAGGAUGGAAUUAGGCAAUUUGCUGGUUUCUGAAAACAGGACUUAGGCUCCUAGGUACCGUUUAUGACUAAAUUACUACAGUAGCUUGGAAACAACUUGUUCAAAACAGGACUAUUAAUUCAUGCUUCAGCAGUACCAAACACAAAGAUGACACAUAAAACUAAGAAAAGCUGUCUAUGUUGCUGUCAUUAUCUGUUUCGCUUAGACAGACAUGUUUUGGAGUUGGUAGGAACAAUGCAUAGCUUUUGGUCUCCUGUUUCUGAGCUGGCAAUUUUUUUAAUUGAAACAAUGGGCAGCAUUUCUUAGAUUGUUCCUCUUUAAUCCACGACCCUUCUUUAAGUGGCUUUAAAGCUUCAGGUUUGUUUAGCUGGUGAGGCUGGCCUGCACUGGACUGCCUCAUCUGAGCUGGAAGUAGUCAUUCGUUCUUAUCCUUACUUUUUGUAUCAGAAAAUUAGUAAGUCCUUUCACUGUUUAACCUUUCGUUAUGCCUCAGAAUAUUUAGAUACCUCCUCUUAUUGCAACUCUGACUUCAAGCAGCAAUACAGAAUAGAAUGGCUGGGGGGGUGGGGGGUGGGAAGGAGCCACCUAUUAAACACAGAAAACAUUUUAUUUAGCCAAAAAUGGUAGCCUAAGCUGUCAUUUGACAUCCCAUCAUACAUCCCUAGUCCAGCUCAAGAUGUGUGCUGAUACUGCUGAUAACCAAAUAUUUAGGAGGUAUGAUUCUGUGUUAAAGAAAUGGUCGUGUGUUGUGGCCUAUGUGUUCACCUUUGUCCUCUCUCCCUUCAAUCUGAUGUCAGGAUGGUAUAAAUGAAACUUAAAUACAAGCCAAGGAAAAAAAAAAAAAAGCACUCAUAGGCCAAUUUUGCUCUUAUGAGCUGUGUUAAUCUUACGUUUUGGUAUUGGGUGAGCUUCUGACAAUGUUCUCAAACCAGUGAACAUGCAGGAAGAAAAUGGUGAGUAGAUUUAUAGUUUUGAAUAAGUAAUUGUUUAUUCCUCCAAUUUCACAAAUCUUAUAAAGAAAUUAAAUUGCCUGAUCAUGUGAAAGCUAUUAUUUGUUAGAUACUUUGGGAUUAUUUGUGAGGGGAAAAAAAUGGGAGUUUUACUCAUGGGAUGCAUACAAAAGAGUAGAGGUUUUUUUCCUAUAUUCUAUGUUUUGGCAAUAAACUCAGUCUUAAAUAUAUGUAGAUGUGGGCUGGCUAGCUUUUGAGAAGACUUUUAUAACUCCUGUGUAUAUGACCCUUUUUUUCUCCUACCAGAAAUACUCUCCUUGUGUACUGUACCCCAUAUUCAAAUCUGCUGCUGAGAUCAACAAACAAGACAUGAUAAAAUUUUUUCUUAUGGUAAACAAACAAGGUCAAACAAGGCUCUCUAGGUAUUAUGAGCAUGUCGAAAUUAAUAAACGGGCAACGCUGGAAGCUGAAGUAGUAAAAAACUGUCUCUCCCGUUCAAAGGAUCAGUGCUCUUUCAUUGAGUAUAAGGACUUUAAGCUGGUGUACCGACAGUAUGCAGCCCUCUUCGUAGUCGUUGGAAUCAAUGAGACAGAGAAUGAGAUGGCAGUAUAUGAACUAAUUCAUAACUUUGUGGAAGUUUUGGACAAAUACUUCAGUAGAGUGCUCCCAUUACUGGCAGUGGAGACCAAGGAGUAUCUCGAGAAAGUGAGUCAUGCCUCCAGUGUGCCAAGUCAACUGUUGAAGAUACCCAUCUCUUCUGAUGACUGCAGAGAGACCACAAGGGCUUCUCGCUCUGACAUUUUGCUUAAAUGAGUAAAAUUCUCUGGGGUAAAUCCAGGCCAAGACUAGGAGGGAAAUUAUAACUAUGUGAAGAACUGUGUUGCUGGGGCUGGAGCUAUAGAAUUGCUGAGGGUCCAAACUUUGGAGUUGCCUUCCCUCUCCUGAUAUAUCCAGCCUUGUCUACCACAGCCAUAGGUGUAUACAAUGUCUAAGUUUUGCUGUUGAAAUUAUGUGCAGCAACAUUUUUAACUGUUUAACUAAUAUAAAUUGUAAGCUUGGCAUUAAGUUCCUGUUUUUGCAGAAGGUGGAAGAGAGAAUAUUCAGCUAGAGUUGCCAUGAUUAGAGACACUGGUUUUCCACCCACUCAUUCAGAUGGCACCUUGUAUAUUCAAAUUGUUAGUUGUGGGUGACCUCACUGGGUGUUUUCUAAGUAAAAAAAAAUCGGAACAUUAGCUUUUAUUAUGCAGGCAGGUAAGACAUCAAAGGCAAAGGAGUGUUGCAGGGAAGAGCAGGUGAUGGCACAGUCCAAAACAGAAAUCUAAAUUGCCUUAAAAUUCUGUAUCUAUAU
Apus apus (common swift) is the source of this 5792-nucleotide messenger RNA. It is a transcript of the gene AP4S1, whose product is annotated as adaptor related protein complex 4 subunit sigma 1. Lineage: Eukaryota; Metazoa; Chordata; Aves; Apodiformes; Apodidae. Gene Ontology annotation, cellular component: intracellular membrane-bounded organelle. The transcript is spliced from 4 exons. Gene Ontology annotation, biological process: protein transport; vesicle-mediated transport. The coding region runs from base 4727 to 5257 and encodes 176 amino acids. The record is from RefSeq and is a predicted model, not a curated record.